This is a messenger RNA of Diaporthe amygdali, 447 nucleotides long. RefSeq lists its product as uncharacterized. The record is from RefSeq and is a predicted model, not a curated record. The coding region runs from base 1 to 447 and encodes 148 amino acids. NCBI's taxonomy places the organism in Eukaryota, Fungi, Ascomycota, Sordariomycetes, Diaporthales, Diaporthaceae. The transcript is spliced from 2 exons.
AUGCCCGACCCUGACGAGACUACACCUCUGAUCGUUCAGCAUCCCGAGAGCCCACGCAGAAUGAGCUCCAGCACCACCUCCACCUACUGGCGCAUCGGGGCCCUUUACGGCGCCGCGGGAGUUUGCCUCGGAGCCUUCGGCGCCCACGGCCUGAAACAACGAAUCUCAGACCCGGCUAAGAUCGCGAGCUGGGGCACCGCCGCGCAGUAUCAGAUCCUCCACUCUGUCGCCUUGCUCGUAGCUCGUGAUAACCCUCUCGCGGCUGGCCUCUUCACUGCUGGCAUGACCAUGUUCUCGGGGAGCAUCUACGCCCUUGUAUUGGACCCCGCGCGGUUCAAGGUCCUCGGGCCUGUGACGCCAUUGGGCGGCUUAUGCCUCAUUGGCGGUUGGCUGGCGCUCGCCUUCGGUAAGGGGCCCUCUGUUGCUGCUGGGGAGUUGAGGCUUUAG